This is a messenger RNA of Boleophthalmus pectinirostris (great blue-spotted mudskipper), 1991 nucleotides long. Its product is annotated as protein NLRC3-like. NCBI's taxonomy places the organism in Eukaryota, Metazoa, Chordata, Actinopteri, Gobiiformes, Gobiidae. The coding region runs from base 149 to 1969 and encodes 606 amino acids. Gene Ontology annotation, molecular function: protein binding. The record is from RefSeq and is a predicted model, not a curated record. The transcript has 5 exons.
UCACCACAGCCAAUCAGAUUAGUGCUGACGAAGGGCGUGGCCGGCGUGGGGAAAACAGUGCUGACUCAGAAGUUCAGUCUGGACUGGGCUGAAGGCCGGGCCCACCAGGACCUCCAGCUGCUGUUCCCGUUCACUUUCAGAGAGCUCAAUGUGCUCAGAGACACACAGUUCAGCCUGGUGGAGCUGCUGCACCACUUCUUCAGUCCAUCCAAAGAUCUCUGCAGCUUCCAACAGCUCCAGGUGCUCUUCAUCUUUGACGGUCUGGACGAGUGCAGACUUCCUCUGGACUUCGGCCGAAACCCGGGUCCUGACCGACCCCACAGAGUCCGCCUCAGUGCACGUGCUGCUGGUGAACCUCAUCAGGGGGAGCCUGCUUCCCUCCGCUCUCCUCUGGAUAACCACGCGCCCCGCCGCGGCCAAUCAGAUCCCUGCUGAGUGCGUCUCCAUGGUGACAGAGGUGCGAGGGUUCACCGACCCGCAGAAGGAGCAGUACUUCAGGAAGAGGUUCAGAGACCAGGCCACAGCCGUCAUCUCCCACAUCAAGAGCGUCCGCAGCCUCCACAUCAUGAGCCACAUGCCGAUCUUCUGCUGGAUCCUCUCCACAGUUCUACAGAAGCUUCUGGAACAAACAGAGGAACCAGAGCUGCCCCGGACUCUCACACAGAUGUACGUCCACUUCCUGGUGGUGCAGGCCAAAGUCCAGAACAUCAAGUAUCACCAGGGAUCAGGGGAGGACCUUCACUGGACUCCAGAGACCAGGGAGAUGGUGAAGUCUCUGGGAAAACUGGCCUUUGAGCAGCUGCAGAAAGGAAACCUGAUCUUCUACGAGAGUGACCUGAGCGAGUGUGGGCUGGACGCUGCAGCGGCCUCAGUGUACUCCGGAGUGUUCACACAGGUCUUUAGAGAGGAGCCAGCCCUGUACCAGGACAAGGUCUACUGCUUCAUCCAUCUGAGUGUGCAGGAGUUUCUGGCUGCUCUUCACGUCCAUCAGGCCUUCACUGAGUCUGGAAUCAACCUGCUGGUCCAACAAACUUCUUUGUUUACACGAUUAUUUGAAAAAAAGAAUGAACUGAUAUUUCUCCACCGCUCUGCUGUGGACCAGGCCUUACAGAGUCCAAACGGACACCUGGACCUGUUCCUGCGCUUCCUCCUGGGGCUGUCUCUGCCGACCAAUCAGAGGCUGCUGCAGGGUCUGCUGACUCACACAGGAAGUGAACGGACCAAUCAGGAGACAGUAAAGUACAUCAAACAGAAGCUGAAUGAAGAGGGUCUGUCUGCAGAGAGAAGAAUGAACCUGCUCCACUGUCUGAACGAACUCAACGACCACAGUCUGCUGGAGCAGAUACAGAAGAACAUGAGAGAAGGACGUCUCUCUGAUAUACACAUGUCUCCUGCUCAGUGGUCUGCUCUGUCCUUCAUCUUACUGUCCUCAGACUCAGACCUGGAGGAGUUUGACCUGAGGAAAUACCAGGGCUCAGAGAGAGCUCUCCUGGGUCUGCUGCCGGUGGUCAGAGCCUCCACCAAAGCCCUUCUUUGUGGCUGUGGUCUGUCCCCUCACAGCUGUGGUCCUCUGGCCUCAGUCCUCAGCUCCUCCAGUCUCACACAUCUGGAUCUCAGUCACAACGACCUCCAGGACUCAGGAGUGGAGCUGCUGUGUUCUGGACUGAAGAGCGCCCCCUGCAGACUGGAGACGCUCAGGCUGUCUGGAUGUCUGGUCUCAGAGAGGGGCGGGGCUGCUCUGGCCUCAGCUCUGAGCUCCGCCCCCUCCCACCUCAGAGAGUUGGACCUGAGCUACAACCAUCCAGGACCCUCAGCAGAGCUCCUGACCGCUCUACGGGACCAGCGCCCCCUGCUGUCUGUCAGGUUGGAUCCUGCUGGAGAGUGUUGGAUGGUCCCAGGUCUCAGAAAAUACUCCUGUGAGUUCUCUCUGGACCCAAACACAAUUCAUAGAGAAACUCAAACUGUCUGAGGACAAACAGAGAGUCACCUGG